CUGUCGCGCUGUAACGGUGCUCGUCAGCUGUCAACACGGAUUUUACACAUAAACCUACGUCGUAUUACAGCACGCAGAAGAAAAUGAUACACAGGAAAACGACUGCCAGUAUAUCCCGGAAUAAAACCCUGCACUUUUAGACUUUCUGACCGGUUUAAACGGGUUUGUACGGAGGGAUGCCGGUGGAGAGUGGGAGCAGCGCUGCCGCCCGUCAGGCAAAACAGAAGAGGAAAUCUCACAGCCUUUCCAUCCGCAGGACCAACAGCACUGAGCAGGACCGCUCCGGCCUGCAGAGAGACAUGCUGGAAGGACAGGACUCCAAACUGCCUUUGUCGCUGAGAAGCAAUCUGCUGGACCUGUUCAGUCAGAUCGAGAGGGAGUUUGAAAACCUCUACUUAGAAAACAUAGAGCUGCGCAGAGAAAUCGACACGCUGAAUGAUCGUUUGGCUGCAGAGGGACACACCUUCGAAGGAGCAGAUUUAGCUAAAGGCGCUCUUAAAACAAAGGCGAGUCAUAGCACCAGCCAGCUGUCUCAGAAACUGAAAACAACCUACAAGGCUUCCACAAGCAAGAUUGUGUCCAGUUUCAAAGCAACCACAUCCAGAGCGAUCUGCCAGCUGGUUAAGGAGUAUGUCGGUCACAGGGAUGGCAUCUGGGACCUCAGCAUCACCAGGACGCAGCCUGUGGUGCUCGGUACAGCAUCUGCAGAUCACACCGCGAUGCUGUGGAGCAUUGAGACUGGAAAAUGUCUCCUCAAAUACAUGGGCCACCAAGGAUCAGUUAACUCCAUUAAGUUCCAUCCUACUGAGCAGAUGGCUCUAACAGCCUCUGGAGAUCAAACAGCUCACAUCUGGAGAUACAUGGUGCAGCUGCCGACUCCUCAACCUGUCGCUGAUAUCAGCCAAACACCGUGUGAAGACGACGUGGACUUUUCAGAUAAAGACGAGGCUGAUGGCGAGGUCGACGGGCCGAACGACUGCCCUUCUGUCCGCGUGGCGACCACGACGCUCCGCAGCCACCAGGGUGUGGUGAUUGCUGCUGAUUGGCUGGUGGGGGGCAAACAGGUUGUGACGGCCUCUUGGGACCGAGCUGCCAAUUUAUACGAUGUGGAGACCUCGGAGUUGGUUCACUCACUGACUGGCCACGACCAGGAGCUGACCCACUGCUGCACACACCCCACCCAGCGUCUGGUGGUCACCUCAUCCAGGGACACCACCUUCAGACUGUGGGACUUCAGAGACCCAUCCAUCCACUCCGUCAACGUGUUCCAGGGACACACUGACACGGUGACGUCUGCCGUGUUCACGGUGGGAGACAACGUGGUGUCUGGCAGCGACGAUCGAACCGUCAAAGUCUGGGACCUGAAGAACAUGAGGUCGCCCAUAGCAACCAUCCGCACAGACUCUGCUGUUAACAGGAUCAGCGUGUCGGUCAACCAGAAAAUCAUCGCUCUUCCUCACGACAAUCGUCAGGUCCGGCUGUUCGACAUGUCCGGAGUGCGACUGGCUCGACUCCCGCGGAGCAACAGACAGGGUCACCGCCGCAUGGUUUGCUGCUCCGCCUGGUGUGAAGACAACACCACCUGCAACCUGUUCACCUGUGGCUUCGACCGGCAGGCCAUCGGCUGGAACAUCAACAUCCCCGCUCUGCUGCAGGAGAAAUGACCUCCUCCUCUUCUUCAUACUGUCACCGCGCAGUGAAAACCACGAGUCCGAGCUUGGUGUUGAGCACCUUGUCGUAGGUUUAGAUAACAGCUGUAAGAAGUUAAGUUUCGUCUUUUUGUGUGUCUGUGUGUGUAAAGCUGUCAGAUUAUGAGAUGAAAAACCAACAGCUGUCUUUUAAACCUCACACUUGGCUUCUGAGCUUUGACCUGAUCCAGCUCAGAGGACCUCUGUAACCCUCUAAACAACCACCACUAGUGAUUCUUCACUGUCCUAAAUAACAGCAGUCUGUUCCACUGACUGAGAAAAGCACAAACAUUUAAAACUAAAGGUUUAGAGCCCCAUGAAUCUGCUUGAUGCUGAUUAAAGCUGCAGUACAGCCAAUCUAAUCUGUGCCACUAACAGCAGAGCAGUCACACUUUCCAUCUCGUUUUUGCUGCUUUGUGCAUUUCAGGGGAUAAUCUGUGGUGAUUUGUCGACGACCCGCUUCACCUAAAUUUCCUCAUUUCAAAAAGUGAACGCAUUCCUCUGGACGCUUGGACAUUUUCUGAUCCGUUUGGCCUGUUUUCUCAGUAGCUUAGACGACGCUCUGCUGCUUUCUUCAGUGUUCAGGACUUAGUUGGAGUAAUGCACCUUGUUUUUUAUUUGUUUUCAUAAAGAACCGCUAGCUGUUACAAUUUAGUUUUUGUUGAUUUAGAAUAAAGAGCCUUUGGAGGGAAGUUUUCCUGGUUGUUUAGGUGUUUUCUUAGCAGGAUGAACCCGGAGGAGUUGCUGAAUGUGGCUGCUGAUCCUGACGGAUGCUUUCAGUAACGGUCAUGAUGUUUAUGUACCAGUGCCGCUUCUCCUGAGAACAUCAUGACCAUUAGACUGAACCAAAUAUUCAAUUUAUUGCUAAAUUAUAGUGUCUAUAAGUUCUUUAAAAUAACAACUAGCUGUGGAUAGCUGGGGGAAAAAAACCUGGCAAAUUAGAGUAAAAUGAAAAGUUUAAUCUCAGUAAGUAUAUAAAUAUUGAAACCCUUCAGAUCCAGCUAGCAAUGAAAGGUCAAACCUAGCUUUAAUUUUAUUUUAAUAAAUCUUUUGUUAUCAGUCAGUCGGAGCCUAAAAGGCUGAAUUGUUCAUGUUCUGCCUGAUUAAAAUGCAGAGUCCUUGCCCAUGUUUAAACAGUCCUGUAUAGUGAUUAUGAAUGAAACUCCUCUAGUUUAGGGUUUGUUUGUCUUCAUGGUGGAUCUGCAGCUCCAGAGCUGAUAAUUUUAACCCGACUGGAAGACUUUACUCUGAUCCAGUCCCAGUCAAAAUAAAAACUGCUUAAUGUCUAAAAUGCUCCUGUAGUGCCACAGUUGGACUUAGAUCACAUGUUCUGGUAUGUGUUUGAUCAGUUGUUUCAUUUUGAUCUGAUGGUUCGCCUUUAGUGAAGCCGUGUACUAACCACAGACGUCAGGAGUGGUUAGUAUGUACACAGUUGAAAUUUGUGAGGAAAAAACGACACUGGGUCCUAAGAAGAAUCAGUACCUGUGCUGCCGGGUUAGCAAAGCUAAUACUGAGGUGCAGUAUCAGCCCCUAAAGGCUACAAGGAAGCUUUCCAGGAAUUUUACCUGCUAUUUCUGGAGGAGUUCAUAUUCUGGCCUUUCACCCUCCUGAAUGAUUUACUUUACACAGAAAGGAAGAAGAAAUUGUUUUGUGUUGUUUGAGUCUCCAGUUUUUACCAUUUUCAGGUAGAUUCUCCUCAUUUUCCAAAACAAACUAAUAAUAAUAAUAAAUCUUUAUUUGUAUAGCACUUUUUAAAACAAGGUUUACAAAGUGCUGAACAGCACACAGCAAAGUAAGGUAAUAAAAUCAACAAUAAAAAGAUACAUGCACGAGUACAUAUUGAAAAUAAAGUAAAUAAAAAUGUUAUAAAAGCCAGUGGAUAAAAGUGUGUUUUAAGAAGUGACUUAAAAGAUGAAACUGAUGGUGCCAGCCUUAUCUCCUCAGGCAGGUCGUUCCAGAGUCGAGGGACUCGGACCGAAAAAGCUUGGUCACCUCUGGUCUUGAGUUUCGACCCUGGCACAGCUAAAAGGGACCUGCCUGAGGAUCUAAGGCUGCGGGGAGGCUCGUAGGGUGUCAGUAACUCUGUAAUAAAGCCGGGUGCCAGACCUAAACAAGCUUUAAACGUAAUCAGUAAAACUUUAAAAUCCAUUCUAAAACGUACAGGGAGCCAGUGCAGCGAGGCUAAAACAGGUGUCACAUGUUGUCUUCUGCUAAAACCAGAGAGGUUUUGUUUUGAACAAGUUGGAGGCGAGAGAGGGAUUUAUUGUCAAGACCAGAGAGGAGGGAGUUGCAGUAGUCGAGUCUGGAGAAAAUGAGUGCAUUGAUAACUUUUUCUAAAUCGGGCCGGGAGAGGACAGGUUUGAGUUUACUGAUGGUGCGGAGCUGAAGGAAACACGACUGGGAGACUUUUUUGAUGUGAAGAUGAAAAUUAAGAUUGGAAUCAAGUAUAACACCCAGGUUUCUGGCAGAGGGGGUGAUGUUAGAAGAGAGAGGGCUGAGACUGUCUUCAGUAUGGGCGGUGGAGUGAGGAGGGUUGAUUAAGAUCAUUUCAGAUUUAGAACUGUUGAGUUGUAGAAAGUUUUGUGCCAUCCAACUGUUCACAUCGUUGAAACACUCUAACGCAGCAGUUAGACCUCCAGACUCCAAACUAAAGGCAAUGUGGACACGGCGUUCAAUAAAAAGAAUCUAACAGGCGUACAUAGCUACGUACUUCUCAUGAAAACUGAUUUCAUUCAACCAGAAAAGGGAUUGAAAAAUAAAGAUUCCUGUGAUCUUUCGCUCUGAUGCCCUCUCUUGUUGGGUGAAAACUUGAUGAUUGUAAAAACCUUAUUUUUCUAGUUUCUGGCAGCACCCGUCUGUCUUCGGGUGGAGCUGUUGUGUGGAUUCUGUCGGCGUCUCUUUGUUACGGUACUUCAGAACAAACGGAGUUUCUCCUGCUUCUCUUCUCCUGCUGCCACAAACCACUCAGCCAAAGCUGCGUUCAAGAGAAUGGGAGAUUUUUCUGUCACGUGUGUUUGUAUGUGUGUUAUCCGCAGAGUUAUCAGAACAAAGUGUGUGUGUGUGUGUGUGUCUGUUCUGGUGAGACGAUGCAGUCUAAUUAAAUGUUUUAAAAUGUAUUAACGGGCAGUCGAAGCUUCGUACACGAGUCACAUCAGUAACACGGUGAACAAGCACAGCUCGUUUCCAGAUGAUUGUAAACCUAGCUUUAGAUUUCAACGUUGACAUUAACAUUUCCACUGGACAUCCACACACUGUUUAUAUGUUCGGUCACAUGUUGCUGCUGCCUUUUGCAAGCUGAAAGAAACUAAAUAAACAGCAUUUUUGGUGGAAAAGGGAAAAAUAUCAGUUUAAAUAAACUAAAAAUGGCUGCAGUGCUUGUUGAAAGGCAGAUGUAAAGCAUUAACCUGCUCUUUAAAACAUUUAUAUCGUAUAAAUUGUAAUAUAUGAAAGUUUGGCUGUGCAGAGCCGUUCAGCAGCAGCUGUUUUAUUAGCCUUUAACUUGUUAACAUGUUUUUAUUUUAUUCCUCUGUGACUGAUGUUGGAUCUUUUUGUUUAUUUUCAAGUAAAACUGAAUUUAUGUUCAUAUAUAUCCAGGGUUCAGCAGUAAAUUCAGAGCUCUUUUUUUCUGUCCAAACUGUUGUCAAAUGUAUGAAAAUUAAUUCUAGUAAAUUAAAAUUUAGCCAUAAUUAUGAGAUAAAAAGUAAUGAGGAAAAAGUAGUGAUAUAUAUCCAAGAUUGUGGGAUUUAAAGUUAUAACUAUGAGAUUAAAACGUCAUAACAGAUACAGAAAAAAGUCAAAACUAUGAGAUAAAAAAGUCAUGAGAAAAAAGUCGUGAUAAAUGGUCAAGAUUAUUAAAUUUGGUCAUAAUUAUGUGAUAAAAAGUCCUAAGAUAAAACUGACUAUCUCAUAAUGACUCUUCAGCUAACUUAUUUUUGUCUAAUAAUUAUAUUUUUAUCUCAUAAUUGACGCAUCUUAUUCUUAUGACUCUAAAUUUCCUCAUUUUGAAAUUCUUUGUUCUGAAAUUGACUUGCAUUGGAAAAACCUUGAAGUUUUGUUAAUAAUAGACAAAAAUUUUAAUUAAUUUUAAGAUAUAUUAAAGCUGUUGCUGCAUUACACAUCACCAACCUGUUUAUUACAGACUUGUACAUCCCUGGUUUAAAUUUUUUUGUCUGUGUGUGUGAACAUUCAUUUUUCUUUUCUUGCUCCUCCACAGUUUCAGCAGGUUUCACUGCAUUUUCUACCAACACUGAGCCACUUUCUUACACGUUCAUGAGUCACCAGUUUAAACUGAAUGUUCAGUCGCACUUUUCACACCAUCGGUCACUAUAAUAAAAACAACACUCGUCUUGAAGCCUUGUUGAACUGUGGCUGCUUGGUGUUUACAGUGUUUCUUUGGUCGGUGUAGAACAACAAACACCACCGCUCCGUUCUCAAAAUAAAAAUAAAAAACACAGAUUUGUGGAUGGUAGCUGUGUAAUGAGGAACAAGCAUCUGCUUGUUGAAUUAAAAAUAAAAUGUCUGUGCUGUUUGAA
Messenger RNA from Melanotaenia boesemani (Boeseman's rainbowfish), 6220 nucleotides. RefSeq names its product WD repeat-containing protein 37. Lineage: Eukaryota; Metazoa; Chordata; Actinopteri; Atheriniformes; Melanotaeniidae. Gene Ontology annotation, molecular function: protein binding. Bases 177 to 1664 code for a protein of 495 amino acids. Gene Ontology annotation, cellular component: preribosome, large subunit precursor. The transcript is spliced from 14 exons. The record is from RefSeq and is a predicted model, not a curated record.